AUGGUGGCCACCGAUUGCGGACAUACUGCUAUUGUCGCAAUGCUCCUGGCAACGCACCAUGUGGAUGUUAACAGGAAGGAGAGGGACGGGAAUACACCGCUUCUGUCGGCGGCGCGAAAUGGCCAUAGUUCCGUGGUGAAGCUGCUUUGCGCGGAAAAGAAUUUCCCGCUCUCCGUGGGCGAUGAUGUGAAGCCGGAUUUAAGGAACUUAGAUGGGCGGACGCCGCUCUCCCUGGCAGCAGAAUUGGGACAUGAGGCCGUGGUCAAGUUGCUGCUCACAACACCGGGUGUUAAUGCGACCUCCGCUGAUUCCAAAAACCGCACGUCGCCCUGGUGGGCUGCGCAGAGUGGGAAUGAAGUCGCCACUCAAGCUCUUCUUGCAAAGAUGGAGAAGGCAUGCCUGGAUACCCCGGACUCGGACGACGAGACACCAUUACUGUGUGCCGCACGAAACGAGCACAAAGCCUGGUGCGGCUAUUCCUUGCUACCGAGGGGGUGA
This is a messenger RNA of Penicillium subrubescens, 498 nucleotides long. RefSeq names its product ankyrin repeat domain-containing protein. Bases 1 to 498 code for a protein of 165 amino acids. Gene Ontology annotation, molecular function: protein binding. Lineage: Eukaryota; Fungi; Ascomycota; Eurotiomycetes; Eurotiales; Aspergillaceae. The transcript has 2 exons. The record is from RefSeq and is a predicted model, not a curated record.